Messenger RNA from Xiphias gladius (swordfish), 1051 nucleotides. RefSeq names its product retinal cone rhodopsin-sensitive cGMP 3',5'-cyclic phosphodiesterase subunit gamma-like. The coding region runs from base 61 to 321 and encodes 86 amino acids. Gene Ontology annotation, biological process: visual perception; positive regulation of epidermal growth factor receptor signaling pathway; positive regulation of G protein-coupled receptor signaling pathway. Gene Ontology annotation, molecular function: 3',5'-cyclic-nucleotide phosphodiesterase activity; cGMP binding. The record is from RefSeq and is a predicted model, not a curated record. Gene Ontology annotation, cellular component: photoreceptor outer segment membrane. The transcript has 3 exons. NCBI's taxonomy places the organism in Eukaryota, Metazoa, Chordata, Actinopteri, Istiophoriformes, Xiphiidae.
GAAAGAAGCAGCUCUGGUUGCCUCUUGGGAUAUCUGUGACAGCAGAGACCCUCAGCAGAAAUGAACGCGAACCCCCCUGCAGGAAGUGCCCUGGCCCCUGGUGGAACAACUGGCCCCACUACACCCAAGAAGGGACCACCCAAGUUCAAGCAGAGGCAGACUCGCACAUUCAAAAGCAAGGCCCCCAAGCCAGGCCAGAAGGGCUUUGGUGACGAUAUCCCUGGCAUGGAGGGUCUUGGCACAGACAUCACAGUGGUGUGCCCAUGGGAAGCCUUCGGCGACAUGGAGCUGAGCGACUUGGCCAAAUAUGGGAUAAUUUAAACCUGCUGCCUCCUGCCUUCCUUGCCUGUCUGUAGCUCUCCUCUGUCCAAUCCUAUUCACCCUGCCUUUCAACCAUCUCAGCUUGGCACGUCAUGAUAAGGCUGUCAGCAAACCCCCUUGUGUCCUCUCGUCUAUUUACCUCAUGCUUUAGUCUACUAAGUGGAUGCAACGCAUAAUAAUGUUCUUAUUUUUAUAUUAUUGUUAUAUGAUACUGUUUACAGUAUAUAUACUUGAAAUGAUAAGACAAGAAAAAAAACUCCUCAUACCUUAUUCCCUUCCCCGUCAUCCAUCUACAACAGUUUUCUCCUGACUUCUCCUCCUUUCUUCUCCCCUCUCCCCCUUUGCCAGUCCUAACCCAUGGCAAUGUACACAAGCAAAACACUAGUUAAUACUAGGUGGUAUUUGCUUCUAGCUGUCUAUUAAAAUGUAAAUAUUUUGUUUUCAGUGUUGAACCUUUUUACCUUGUCGUCCAUCUUACCUUUUGUACUUCCUUCCUCUUUUAUUUUGCAUUGUAUUUUCUACUCCUUGUGCACAGGGUUACUGUAAACACCAAGGGAUGCAAGGAGAGGGUGCAUUAUGCUGUAAUGGUGAAAACUACAAUGCACUUUCAUGUCAUCAUGGAGGAGGAACUCCUUUUUAUCCCAAUCUCCAGCUUUUUCUGUCCUUGCUGCUAUUUGAACCCACAUCCCUCCUUAUAGAAAAUAAAGGCGUGGACCGUAUGUAUUUUGUU